AAAACAAAGCAUGUCAAACUCCAUUUACAUGUUACAUGUCGGGUAGUUAACAAAAAUUAAUAAAUACGUUUUUGGCUUUUACUUUAAAGCAGCCCGCUAAUUCCGGCAUGUGCGGAAAAGCUGAUUGCUACGCACACGAACAAAUCGAGCGAGUGCACAAUUCUGUAAAGCUAACAGCUGUUCAAUGCAGUGGUAAAAUUUUGGUAUUUUCAAGCGAGUACAGAAAAUUGUAUUGAACGAAAAUUGUUGUAAAAACGUCGUCAACGUCGCAAAGUGAAAAUCGUAGAUUUUUGUUAGGAUCAGUCGCAGCUGCAUACUAAUUAAGAAAAAAAGGAAACCGCUAACAAUGAAUGAAGAAUACGACGCGAUAGUGCUAGGCACCGGCCUCAAGGAGUGCAUAUUGAGCGGCAUGCUCUCCGUUUCGGGCAAGAAAGUCCUGCAUAUUGAUCGCAACAAAUACUAUGGCGGCGAGUCGGCCUCGAUUACGCCGCUGGAGGAACUCUUCCAGCGCUACGGCCUGAAGCCGCCGGGCGAGAAAUUCGGGCGUGGUCGUGACUGGAAUGUCGACUUGAUACCCAAGUUCUUAAUGGCCAAUGGUCAAUUGGUAAAACUAUUAAUACACACGGGCGUCACCCGUUAUCUUGAAUUCAAGUCGAUUGAGGGCAGUUACGUUUACAAGGGUGGCAAAAUUGCCAAAGUGCCUGUGGAUCAAAAAGAGGCGCUCGCAUCCGAUCUCAUGGGCCUGUUUGAGAAGCGUCGCUUCCGCAAUUUCUUGAUCUACGUGCAGGACUUUAGAGAGGAUGACCCAAAGACCUGGAAGGACUUUGAUCCGACCAAAGCGAGCAUGCAGGGCCUGUACGAUAAGUUUGGCCUGGACACCAACACCCAGGACUUCACGGGCCAUGCACUGGCCCUGUUCCGUGACGAUGAGUAUCUGAACGACCCGGCUGUGAACACCAUUCGACGCAUCAAAUUGUAUUCGGAUUCGCUGGCGAGAUAUGGCAAGUCGCCGUAUCUGUAUCCCAUGUAUGGCUUGGGCGAACUGCCCCAGGGAUUUGCCCGUCUCUCGGCCAUCUAUGGCGGCACCUAUAUGCUGGACAAGCCGAUCGAUGAGAUCGUCCUCGGCGAGGGCGGCAAAGUGGUGGGCGUGCGCUCUGGCAAUGAAAUUGCCAAAUGCAAGCAGGUCUACUGCGAUCCCAGCUAUGUGCCCAACAAGGUGCGCAAGCGGGGCAAGGUUAUUCGAUGCAUUUGCAUCUUGGAUCAUCCGGUGGCCAGCACCAAGGAUGGCCUCUCUACCCAAAUCAUCAUUCCACAGAAGCAAGUCGGUCGCAAAUCGGACAUUUAUGUAUCGCUAGUUAGCUCCACUCAUCAAGUGGCCGCCAAGGGCUGGUUUGUGGGCAUGGUGUCGACCACUGUCGAAUCGGAUCAUCCCGAGGUGGAAAUCAAGCCCGGCUUGGAUUUGCUUGAGCCAAUUGCACAAAAGUUUGUCACCAUUUCCGAUUAUUUGGAGCCAAUCGAUGCUGGCCACGAUUCACAGAUCUUCAUCUCGGAAUCGUAUGAUGCGACCACGCAUUUCGAGACCACUUGCCUCGAUGUGUUGAACAUCUUCAAGCGCGGCACUGGCGAAACGUUUGACUUCUCCAAGAUUAAGCACGAGCUCGGCGAUGAGGAUCAGUAAAAUGGAUACAUUUGAUAAUUCGGUUCUUUUGGUGGUUGGAUGGAUGAAUUGAUGGAUGAGCGUCGUUUUGUGGCAGGCGGCAUUUUUGGCCAACAACAACAACAACAGCAGCAGCAGCAGUAGCAGCAGCAACAACAAUAACAACAACCAACAUCACCACCAUUUUAGCGUCGGCAUUAAAAUAAAAAACCAAAAGCGUUAAAUUUACCCAGCAAAAAAAUGAUAAAAACAACCACAGCAAAAACAAAACAAAAACAAAAAAAAAAAAAGAAACAAGAAACAAAAAAAAUUGUAUUACAACUGCAACAUGCUUUUCCAACAGUUCAACAACAGCGCAUAAUAUUUUUGUGUGUAACGAAAUUUUAGACAUGUAAUAAAAUACAAAAACAACAUUCAUUGUUUUUGCUUGUCACAAUAAUCGGAUAUGCGUAGAAAAUCGAUACAUAUAUAGAAUAUGCAAUUAUAUAUACACCAUAUGGCAUAUUACAAAUAUACAAAAAUACAUACCUUAAAGCAACUAGCCCAAAACAAAAACUGAUUGUUGUGCGCAAAAAACAAAAACAAAAACAAAAAAAAAAAAACAAAAUAUGAUGAAAAGUUUCAACUUUGAUGUAUAACCACGCCCCAUGCCCCUCACCCCACCCCCACCCCCUUGCAGACACUUUAAUCCUCGUGUAAUGAAAAUCAACCGAUUUGUCAGAAUGCAACGCUGCUUUUACAUGAAGUAUAUAUAUAUAUGUAUCUAUGCUCGAUGUGCUUGGAUUUCCGUUGUAACAUCUUAUAUAUAUAUAUAUAUAUAUAUAGAGUAUAUACACAUAUGUGUGUAUAUAUUGCUAUCAUUAGUUGCUUGGUUCUGUUUUGUGAUUGAAAAGACCCGUAUAUUAUUAUAUGUAUGAACAACCCAUAAUAUGUACACGCAUAAUCCAAAACUAAGCUGAACGAAGAAAAAAGAAAAAAAAAAAACAAAAAAAAAACAAAAGCAAAGAAAAGCAAAGCAAAGAAAAUGAUCGGAAAAUGUAAAUUUGUGCAUCCAUAUAUAUGAAGCGAUAUGAAGCGAUACGAGAACAAUGGUCAAUGGUCAAUGGUCUACAAAACUAUGGUAUUCCGCAUUUUCUGAAUUUACAUUUUUAAUAAAAA
This is a messenger RNA of Drosophila grimshawi, 2815 nucleotides long. RefSeq names its product rab GDP dissociation inhibitor beta (gene Gdi). NCBI's taxonomy places the organism in Eukaryota, Metazoa, Arthropoda, Insecta, Diptera, Drosophilidae. The transcript has 3 exons. Gene Ontology annotation, biological process: vesicle-mediated transport; small GTPase-mediated signal transduction; protein transport. The record is from RefSeq and is a predicted model, not a curated record. Gene Ontology annotation, molecular function: Rab GDP-dissociation inhibitor activity. Gene Ontology annotation, cellular component: cytoplasm. Bases 347 to 1678 code for a protein of 443 amino acids.